UGAUACCGGCGGGUUCUGUUUCAAUCUUCCAGCGAUUUGUAAAAAAUAAUGUGAUUUUGGACUGAAAAUAAAGCAUGGAAAGUCAAGUUUCAGUCAUGGUGCCGACGUUAAUUUCGGCAGUUGAAACUGUCAUGAAUCCUACAGCAGCACAGCAGGAUCGACAAUCUGCCCAACAGAUACUGGAAGAAUUUAAAGAAUCCUCUCCAUAUUGUGUGCAAUGUGGAUUGAAGUUGUCACAAUAUUAUGAGAAUCCAGUUGCUCGACAUUUUGGACUUCAGUUAUUAGAACAUUCUAUCAAAUUCAGAUGGAAUUCUUUCACAGAAGAAGAAAAAGAACAAUUAAAGAAGAGUUCUUUAGAAAUAAUAGAAAAGGGCACAUUAGGUAUUAUUCAUGAAAAAAUAUACAUAAAGGAUGUGAUAUCCAGAAUAAUUGUAGAAAUCAUUAAGAGAGAGUGGCCGCAGUUGUGGCCAACAUUGUUAGCAGAUUUAUACAACCUUUGUCAGCAUGGGGCAACACAGACUGAAUUAGUACUAAAGAUAUAUCUACGCUUGGUAGAAGAUGUUGUCAGCUUUAUGAAUCUCCCUACUACACGUAGAAGAGAAGUUUUACAAGGACUUACAGCAAAAAUGGAGGAUUUAUUUGAAUUUUUCCUUACUUUAUUAGAAAAUUAUAGAAUUGACUUGUACAAAACUGAGCCCAUAGUUAGUGAUGGUGCACAGUGGACACAAUAUCAUAAUAACCUAGAGGUCAGUCGAGCUGUGUUAUCUACAUUGACUGGUUACCUAGACUGGGUGAAUAUGAGUCAUAUCUUCAGUAAAGACUUACUUCAUAGGUUGUGCUUAAUGCUAAGUAACAAACAUCUACAACUGAGUGCUGCAGAAUGCUUGCUGCUGAUAGUUACUAGAAAAGGAAAAGUUGAAGAGAGAAAGCCAUUAUUAAUACUGUUUAGUGAAAAUGCAAUGUCACUGAUAUGGAAUUCUGCAAUUGAAGCUGACCACACAUCCAAAGAGGAGCAUUAUUAUUUAUUUCUGAAGAGAUUAUGUCAAGUUAUAAUUGAACUUGGCAAACAACUCUGUGCAAUGUGGGGUCCUGUUGUGGAUGUUAAACAGCCAGAUACAUUUAAUAAAUAUUUGGAAGCUGUUUUAGCCUUUACACAACAUCCAGGCCAGAUGAUCAGUAGCUAUACAUUGUCAUUAUGGUGUUCCUUACUACAACAUAAUGUGAUAUCCCGAGAUGAAAUUCUAUUGUCUUUCAUUCCCCGGCUAUUUGAAACAGCUUCAAAAACACUUUACAAGGUAGGAUUUCCUUCCCAGAACAACUCACCAAGCUGUGAUUACUCUAGAUUAGAAUUUGACUGUGAUGAAGAAUUCAAUGUGUUUUUUGCCAAAUACAGAUCUGAAUGGAGCAAUGUUUUACGUCUGUCUACAAUAUUAAAUCCUGGCAUUGCUUUCCAGUUCGCUAACCAGUGGUUACAGAGUGUUCUGUCUAAGAGGAUAGAUAGUGGGAAUGAUGCAGCCAAUCAUUGUACACUGUCUUCUCCCUCAUUCCUGGAGUGGGAUGCAGCAUCUUGUUGUCUAGAAAGUGUCAUGUCCAGACUGUUUGUAUCAAAGGCAGAAAACAAACCAGAACUUCAUCUCGGCGUUGAUCUUCUUCACAGUGUCCUCAGCUUUGAAGCAAAUGAUCCACUUGUAUUGUCGUCUUUAUUGUCUUGUAUAUCAGCGUUGUUUCCCUAUUUAUCACAGACUCCUCAAACCUUACCUGUAGUUCUUAAAAAGAUUUUUUCAGCAGUUACAUUUUCACAAGAUGGUCAAACUAAAGCUACUAGGAGCCGGGCUGUAAAAAAUGUUCGCCAGCAUGCAUGUUCAAUUGUAGUUAAAAUUUCCAAACAGUAUACAGACCUCAUAUUUCCAGUAUUUGAUCAAUUAUAUACUCAUAUCAGGGAGAUUGGAAGUGAUUCAGAACAGUUAUCUCAAAUGGAAAAGUGUAUUUUGAUGGAAGCCUUGAUCUUAGUAAGUAAUAAAUUCUGUAAUUUUGAGAAACAAAGUGCAUUUAUAGAUGAGAUGUUGAAACCUGUCAAAGAUUUAUGGAUAUCUCAGGAUUUUAAAGAAGCUUUUUGGUCGACAGAAAAGUUCAUGUCGUACAUUGGUGUAGACCGUGCUCCUGUAGAACCUAGCUCUGCUGAUACCUGUGGAAUAAAUAGGUCACAUAUAUCAUGCUGUAUAAAUACAAUACUGGCUGUUAUGAAGAGAAGUAAAUGGCCAGAUAAUCCACAGGAGGCCAGCAAUGGUGGUUUUGUAAUGUGUUCAUUAGAAGAUGGAACUGUAGUGUAUAGGAACCCAGCUACCUCUCAUGUCAGCCUCUUGUUGGAGAAUUUAUUAUUUCUAAUGAAAACCAUGAAUGCAUUAUAUCAUCCAGAUUACCUUCAGGGAAGACAUCCUGAAUUUACCAAAUCAUACGAGAUGAAUGAAAUAGAAAAACUAACCAUAUUAGGUAUCCCACCUCCAUGUGUAGAUUUAACCCAGAGUGUAGACUCAAAGAAACCAGUAGACAGAAUGCAAAUAUUUUUAACCACAACCCAUGAUAAUAGUUGCCAUAUCCUAGGAAAUGCUGGUCAGUGUUUAGGUUAUGAAUUCUACAAAGAACCAAACCUUUCACAACUACUACUCAAUACAGUAUUUACCAACUUACAAAACCUGCCAGACUUUAGGACAAAACUUAUUAUUAGAGUAUUUGUGAAACCUUAUGUACAGCAUUGUCCAAAGGAUUGUUACUCUACUGCAGUUAUACCCAUCUUAGAGGUUCUUUGUCCAACAUUUUAUCAGAUAUUAAGCACUAAGUGGCAGCUUAUUUUAGAAAGGACAAGUGAAGAAGAUGACAAUAAGGAAUCACAAGAAGUUGUAGAUGACCAUCUCACAAGGCAACUAACCAAAGAAUAUUUAGAUCUGUUAGUUAAUGUAACCCAUGAUAAAAAGACGAUAGAAUCGAGUGAUGAUAUAGGGGAAGAGGAAGUAAUACAGACACCUGCCAAUCCAAGGGAAGAAACUCUGUCUCUACUAGGUCAAAUGUGUCUUAAAAAUGAGAGUAUCUAUCCCACUUUAUUGAUGUUUGUAUACAGCUGUUUAUCUUGGAGUGAUACUUCUGUGGCAAAUAGAGCUACAGGACUGUGUUACUCUACAUUAAAACAGUUUCAUGCGGAUCAGAAUAUCACCAAUGACUUAGCUUUAUACUUCUUUAGAUCAGUCCUGAAAGGUUUACAUACACAUGGGCAACAUGAAGAACUUCAAUCGUCAUUGUUAUUACUUGGAUUACAGAUUUAUGAAUUACUGAGACCUCAGUACCCAGAAUUGACCCAAGUACUUUUACAAGUGCCUAAUUGUACAGAAGAUUUAAUACAGGGUUUUGAUGUAAAACUUUUACAACCAAAUAACCAGAAACAGUUUAACGAAAAGAAGAAAAAAGAUGCAUUUAAAAAGCUUGUAGCUGAUAUUAUAGGGAAAAGUAUUGGACAGAUGUUCAAGCGAGAAAUUCACUACAGAGAUCUUCCAACCUUGUUUACUGUAUCUAGGAAGAAGCACCUGCCUUUAGAUUCUGUAGAACCUCAUAAUAUGGGACUGUGUGAUUUAUUUACUCCAUCUAAUGGUGCACCAACAUUUAUUAACCAAGAAUUAGACUAAAACAUAUGUAUCAUGUGACUUGUUCAAUAAGCUUUCAGCCAAGCUGGCAAAGAAUUAAACUUCUGGGUUGUAAAACAUAUGCAUUAAAACUGAACUCAUUUUAAGCCUAAUAUGUUUUUUUCAUCAAGUCUUUUAUCUUUGAUAUAAUGCAGAAAAAUUCUGCCAUAUCUAUUUAUAUUAUCAUGCACACAAAGAAUGGAUUUAUAACUUGCUGAGAGAUAAGUUUGAAUAAACUGAAAUGAAAUAAAAAUUGUUGCUUUAUAAAAAAGAUCAAAUAUUUUGUAAAUAUUUAUUUAAUAACAGAAAUCUUUCACAGGUUAAAUAUACAUCUUAUUUAAAA
This is a messenger RNA of Mytilus trossulus (common blue mussel), 4014 nucleotides long. Its product is annotated as exportin-5-like. The transcript is spliced from 32 exons. Gene Ontology annotation, molecular function: RNA binding; nuclear export signal receptor activity; small GTPase binding. The coding region runs from base 75 to 3674 and encodes 1199 amino acids. The record is from RefSeq and is a predicted model, not a curated record. Gene Ontology annotation, cellular component: RNA nuclear export complex; cytoplasm; nucleus. NCBI's taxonomy places the organism in Eukaryota, Metazoa, Mollusca, Bivalvia, Mytilida, Mytilidae. Gene Ontology annotation, biological process: protein export from nucleus; RNA export from nucleus.